UGCCACCCACCCCCGCCCGCCAUGAGGAGCGCACACUCCCUGCUCCUGUUCUCCCUGGUCGCCCUCUGCGGAUGCGGGCAGUGCCGCAUGGCCAAUGCUGAGGAGAAGCUGAUGGACGACCUUCUGAACAAAACCCGUUACAACAACCUGAUCCGCCCAGCCACCAGUUCCACACAGCUCAUCUCCAUCCACCUGCAGCUCACCCUGGCCCAGCUCAUCAGCGUGAAUGAACGAGAACAGAUCAUGACCACCAAUGUCUGGCUGAAACAGGAAUGGACUGACUACCGCCUGGCCUGGAACAGCUCUCGCUAUGAAGGUGUGAACAUCCUGAGGAUCCCUGCAAAACGCAUCUGGUUGCCCGACAUCGUGCUUUACAACAACGCUGAUGGGACCUACGAGGUGUCCGUCUACACGAACGUGAUAGUGUACUCCAAUGGCAGCAUCCAGUGGCUGCCUCCUGCCAUCUACAAGAGCGCCUGCAAGAUUGAGGUGAAGCACUUUCCCUUCGACCAGCAGAACUGCACCCUCAAGUUCCGCUCCUGGACCUAUGACCACACAGAGAUUGACAUGGUCCUUAUGUCACCCACAGCCAGCAUGGAUGACUUUACCCCGAGUGGUGAGUGGGACAUAGUGGCCCUCCCCGGGCGAAGGACAGUGAACCCGCAGGACCCCAGCUAUGUGGACGUGACUUACGACUUCAUCAUCAAACGCAAGCCGCUCUUCUACACCAUCAACCUCAUCGUCCCCUGCGUGCUCAUCACCUCCCUGGCCAUCCUCGUCUUCUACCUGCCAUCCGACUGUGGUGAAAAGAUGACACUGUGCAUCUCCGUGCUGCUGGCACUCACCGUCUUCCUGCUGCUCAUCUCCAAGAUCGUGCCACCCACCUCCCUCGAUGUGCCACUCAUUGGCAAGUACCUCAUGUUCACCAUGGUGCUGGUCACCUUCUCCAUUGUCACCAGUGUCUGUGUGCUCAACGUGCACCACCGCUCACCCAGCACCCACACCAUGGCACCCUGGAUCAAGCGCUGCUUUCUACACAAGCUGCCCACCUUCCUCUUCAUGAAGCGCCCUGGCCCUGACAGCAGCCCGGCCAGGGCCCCCCAGCCCAACCAGUCAUUCCUGAUGAAGAUGGAAGCCACUGCCUCUGCCGCCUCUGCCAUGGGCCCUGCCAGCCCUUCCAACCUCUAUGGGAACUCCACAUACUUUGUGAACUCUGCCCCUGUGGCUCCCAAGUCUCCAGCCAGCUCAGACCCUGCUGGGGUUCCCAGGGAUUUCCGGCUCAGGUCCUCUGGGAGGUUCCGGCAGAAUGUGCAGGAAGCAUUAGAAGGCAUCAGCUUCAUUGCUCAGCACAUGAAGAGUGACGAUCAAGACCAGAGUGUCGUUGAGGACUGGAAGUACGUGGCCAUGGUGGUCGACCGGCUGUUCCUGUGGGUAUUCGUGUUCGUGUGUGUCCUAGGCACCGUUGGGCUCUUCCUACCUCCCCUUUUCCAGACCCAUAUGCCUUCUGAGGGGCCCCAGGCUGCUCAAAACGUCUGAGGGCCCCUGGGUUAUGAUGUGAGAGGCUGCAAGCGGCCAAGUGGGCAGUUUGCUAUUUCCUUCUGAGAAUGGCUAAUGCCUAAAUAAAUAUGUGACCAUCAGCCAUCAACCCCACCAAACCAGCCACCAGCUGGGAGUGAGGCAAGGCUAGGGGGCCUGGACUAUCCUCUCUUUCUGGGCCUUGGAGAAACCCCAGAAAGCCCCAGCUGGGAGGGCAGCUUCAAGCAGUUUAAUUACACUCCAUCUUCCUUCCCUACACCAGGCACUGGCCUAAAGAUGAGCGUGCUGGUAACACCUGCUAUGCGCUAGGCACGGAGCUGGUAUCUGGGCCUUCCUCUC
This is a messenger RNA of Otolemur garnettii (small-eared galago), 1875 nucleotides long. RefSeq names its product cholinergic receptor nicotinic beta 4 subunit (gene CHRNB4). Lineage: Eukaryota; Metazoa; Chordata; Mammalia; Primates; Galagidae. Gene Ontology annotation, cellular component: neuron projection; synapse; postsynaptic membrane. Gene Ontology annotation, biological process: signal transduction; nervous system process; regulation of membrane potential. The record is from RefSeq and is a predicted model, not a curated record. The transcript is spliced from 6 exons. Bases 22 to 1536 code for a protein of 504 amino acids. Gene Ontology annotation, molecular function: acetylcholine-gated monoatomic cation-selective channel activity; transmembrane signaling receptor activity.